Molecule: messenger RNA, 1353 nt
Organism: Coregonus clupeaformis (lake whitefish)
Lineage: Eukaryota; Metazoa; Chordata; Actinopteri; Salmoniformes; Salmonidae
Product: tumor necrosis factor receptor superfamily member 3
Exons: 7
Coding region: 118-810 (230 amino acids)
Biological process (GO): TRIF-dependent toll-like receptor signaling pathway; immune response-regulating cell surface receptor signaling pathway; positive regulation of tyrosine phosphorylation of STAT protein
Cellular component (GO): CD40 receptor complex; external side of plasma membrane; plasma membrane
Molecular function (GO): CD154 receptor binding; antigen binding; tumor necrosis factor receptor activity
Source: RefSeq, a predicted model, not a curated record
CAUACUCACAUGCCCACACACAGACACAGACACACACAGAGAGAGAGAGAGAUACCUGACGUCACUGCGUACAGUACAUAAAACAAUUGGGGGAGAAACGAGAGGGUGCUAAACAUAAUGGCCAUUCAAUACAUCCAUAUGACAGUCAUCUGUCUUCUGUACUUUUGGACUAUGGCUUUAGCAGCUGAUCAACAAUGCAAGGAUUCGUAUGAGAAAGAUGGCAAAUGUUGUGAACUUUGUCCACCAGGCACAUUUUUAAAGAAGCAGUGCACAGCGAGCACCAAAACUGACUGUGGUGACUGCCCAGUGGGCUCCUACUCUGAGUCCAAUGACCUCUUUGAGGAUUGUCAACCAUGCCUCAAAUGCCAACACGGCUAUACAAGAGUGUGCACCACAACCGCUAAUACAAACUGUGUGUGUGGCUCUGGUUUCCUGUGCUCAGACCACGAAUGCUCAAAAUGUGAAAAGGAAAAGAUAUGCCGCAAGGGGGAGGAACUGAAAAGGACAGGUUCCAGGGAGUACACUUGGAAAUGUGUCCCAUGUCCUAAUAAUACAUACUCUGACACUGAACAUGGUCACUGCAAACUGUUGACACAGUGUGGUGCACAUGGACUUGUUGUGAUCUUCCCUGGGAACAAGACCCAUAACUCAAAAUGUGGCAUACAUGCGGCAGGAAACAAAGAGGACGGGGGUUCCAUUCAGCUGAUUCUGGCCAUUGGCUCCUUCUUCUUUACUGUCACUCUCCUGGCGUUCCUCACUCAUGCCUGUAUCAGGAUAAUCAGACACAAGAAGCCUGAAGCCAGUGAGUAGCCUACCACAGAUGAACUGUCCUGCUACAAGUAUUUCCAUCACUUCCCCAGAUAUAUGUGGCUGCCCGCUGUCAAAGGAGGAGAGUGGUGGCCAGCUCAUCCAGCAGGUUGAAACCAAGGACCAUGCCAGACAGAGUCUGCUGUCCUUUCAUCAAUGCUAAUUAUUAUUUCUACAGCUUUUCUUACUUUUUUGCACAAUUAAUACUUUUUUUUACUCUUUCUUAAGAAGAAUGAUAAUACUCAUGUAAAAUCCUGAUCAGAACAUUAAGUUCUCUCAGCUAUGACAAAAACAUGUAAAGAGGCAUCUUCUAAUUCCUGAUAAUAAAAAAUAAAAAAAUACGAAAUCAAUGCAAUCAAUGUCAAAUUAAUGUAAGUUCCAUUAACAAUGUGUAGGCUAUUGUGUCAAAUCACUUGAUUUUAUAAGUGGGUAUGAUAGCCUAUAAAAAGAGACCUUAUAACAAGGUUUUUACCUCUACAGAUCAUAAAAAGGCUUAUUCCUGUACUUUUUGGGUUUCAGAAUAAAUAAAUAAAUGUAUAAAAUGAC